AUGGGUUUAUGUACAUAUUUCCAUGUUCUACUUCAUAUUGCAAUUUUUGCCUCAUUAUGGCGAAGGUCUUGUUUCGCCUUGGAGACAUUUCCAGCUACUUUUAUUUUUGGAGAUUCUUUGGUUGAUGCUGGUAACAACAACCACAUUGCAACUAUUGCCAAAGCAAAUUACGCUCCCAAUGGGAUUGAUUUUCCUGGUGGCGCUAAAUGUACUGGACGUUUUUCCAACGGAAGAACCGUAGUCGAUAUCGUAGGGGAAGAGUUGGGUUUGAGUGCUUAUAUUCCUCCUUACUUGGCUCCUACAACAGUUGGAGAUGUCGUCCUUCGUGGAGUCAAUUAUGCAUCUGGUGGUUCUGGAAUUCUUAAUGAGACGGGAGCUAUCUUCGGUGGUCGAAUCAACUUGGAUGCACAAAUCGAUAACUUCGCGAAUACAAGGAAAUACAUUAUCUCAACUGUCAACGCUUCAUCCAAAACAUUACUUGGGGAAGCUCUUUUCUUUGUUGUAAUUGGUUCUAAUGAUUUCAUUGCCAACUACUUCACUCCGAUUCCCUUAAUACCUCUGCGAAAGGUUACUCCAGAAGUGUUUGUUGAUUCAAUGAUAUCGAGACUCAGACUUCAAUUAACCAGAUUGUAUGGAAUGGAUGCAAGAAAGAUUGUUGUUGCGAAUGUUGGACCAGUUGGUUGCAUUCCAUUUGAAAGAGCUACAAAUCACCAAGUUACAACAAGUGGUUCUUGCAAGGAAUCCAUGAACAAUGCAACAAUAUUGUUCAACACGAAAUUGAAAAGCCUUGUCAUGGAGUUGAAUUCAAAUCUUGUUGCAUCCAAAUUUGUUUAUGCAGAUGUCUACAACAUCUUUUCUCAUCUUGUUGACAACUAUCAAUCUUACGGUUUUGAGAACUAUACAACAUCAUGUUGCCAAAUACUUCCUGGCCCGCUGCUUCAAGGUUUGUUACCAUGCAGUCCAACAUCAAUAGUAUGUAGGAACCGAUCCAAGUAUGUAUUCUGGGAUGAGGCUCAUCCGACUGAAGCUACUAACGUCGUUAUUGCAAAAAGGUUUCUCGAUGGUGAUUCUAUGGACAUGUAUCCAAUGAAUAUUCGCCAACUCUAUUACGCAUGA
This is a messenger RNA of Papaver somniferum (opium poppy), 1116 nucleotides long. Its product is annotated as GDSL esterase/lipase At4g16230-like. The coding region runs from base 1 to 1116 and encodes 371 amino acids. The transcript is spliced from 5 exons. The record is from RefSeq and is a predicted model, not a curated record. NCBI's taxonomy places the organism in Eukaryota, Viridiplantae, Streptophyta, Magnoliopsida, Ranunculales, Papaveraceae. Gene Ontology annotation, molecular function: hydrolase activity, acting on ester bonds.